AUCGACUAUGGCCAACUUCAAGUGACAUAUAAUUUCUUUCCUGUUGAAAUUUUGACAAAUCAACAACUUAAAAAUGGCCAAACGCACUAAGAAGGUUGGAAUCGUGGGUAAAUAUGGUACCCGUUAUGGUGCUUCGCUUCGUAAAAUGGUGAAAAAGAUGGAAGUGACGCAACAUUCCAAAUACACCUGUACUUUCUGCGGCAAGGACUCAAUGAAGCGUGCUUGCGUUGGUAUCUGGUCCUGCAAACGGUGCAAGCGUGUAGUUGCCGGUGGUGCAUGGGUGUACUCGACCACUGCUGCCGCAUCUGUCCGCUCAGCUGUUCGUCGUUUGCGCGAAACCAAGGAACAAUAAGUUCCAUCGUAAAAUAUAAACAAUUUCUGCAGAUAAAUAUAUAAGAAUGUAUAAUUUACUGUGAAAUUGUCGCGGGUAUACCAAAUUUAUUUUUGGUUGUGUUGUUUGGCCGUCGGCAUAGGGACAUGCUUGUACAAGGAUAAAGGCGAAAAAAUAAUAAAUUUUUUAAGAAACAAAAA
Anastrepha obliqua is the source of this 531-nucleotide messenger RNA. It is a transcript of the gene RpL37A, whose product is annotated as 60S ribosomal protein L37a. Bases 74 to 352 code for a protein of 92 amino acids. NCBI's taxonomy places the organism in Eukaryota, Metazoa, Arthropoda, Insecta, Diptera, Tephritidae. The record is from RefSeq and is a predicted model, not a curated record. Gene Ontology annotation, molecular function: structural constituent of ribosome. Gene Ontology annotation, cellular component: ribosome. The transcript has 3 exons. Gene Ontology annotation, biological process: translation.